UUUCAAACCACGUGGCAUCAGAUAGAAAAAAACACUGGGUACGACUUUUGGAAAAAUCAAAAUGGCGACAAAAAAAAACUGAACAAGAGCACAAGAAAAAAACUGAACAAGAGCACAAGAAAAAAACUGAACACUGAGCGGCAGGAUAAGAUGAUUUCAGCAAAACCCAAAAUGGCGAAUGACCGGCAGGUUGAGAGCAUUUUGAAAACCUCCAUGCAUCCUUACUUGGAAAGUUUCUACGAUUGGGUUCUAAUGCCAACGCAAUUAAAAGUAGCCUUUUGUUGGUUUGUUGUACUAACAGGUUCAUUCAUCCACGAUUUUUUACCCCUUCCUCAGUGCUAUUUCUCGAACAAGGAAAAUAUCUUCAACGUGUAUUUUGUCAAGUUUGGCUGGGGCUGGACACAGCUUCUUUUGAUUCCCUUCAUAUCCUUAACAUCGUCCGUACACGUAUGCCACAUGCUGAGGCAUCUUAGUAGGAUGGCCGUUGCUACAUGUGGAUGGUAUUUCUGGGUGAAUUUGUUUGUUUACAUCGAGGAGAAAACCGGCUAUUGCGAGGGAGAAGAAACGCUGAUUUCAAAGAGGAGCUGCUAUCAAGAGGGAUUUUACUGGAAUGGUUUUGAUAUAUCGGGACACUGUUUCCUUCUAAUUUACAGUGUACUGGUUAUCAAAGAAGAACUACCGCCGAAAAUUUAUUGGUCGUCAAGAAUAUCAACUUUUGAACAAACAAGCCCUGAAGAUAUUAAUGCAUUUCAACACAAGAACAUUGCUCUAGUAACCCCCUUUGUAGAAGUUCUUUCCUUCUUUGCCGGUCUCCUGUCAAUCCUGUGGGAGUUUAUGCUUGUGUGUUCCACCAUAUAUUUUCACACAGUUUAUCAGAAAGUUCUUGGAGCUCUUAUAGCGAUGUUUACCUGGUAUAUCACCUACAGAGUCUGGUAUCAUCAUGACCUGUCCCCAGGACGGCCAUGGGUCCGUAAGAGGUAGAGUGAAUGGCUGAAGUUUAAAAUCACUGUUCUGUGAAUUUAUCACUAAAAGGAGGUUUACAAUAUCACAACCAAAGUAAAAUUUGAGUCAUAUGUUAAGUUUGAGUCAACUCUAAUUUUUCCCUUUUAUCAGUUAAUACGAUUGACAAUAUGUUAUUAUUGUAUAUGUUAUAGUUCAAUUUUAUACUUGGUUCAAAUUUUAUUUUCCUUUGUUCUCG
This is a messenger RNA of Stylophora pistillata, 1198 nucleotides long. RefSeq names its product acyl-coenzyme A diphosphatase FITM2-like. Gene Ontology annotation, cellular component: endoplasmic reticulum membrane. Gene Ontology annotation, molecular function: coenzyme A diphosphatase activity. Lineage: Eukaryota; Metazoa; Cnidaria; Anthozoa; Scleractinia; Pocilloporidae. Gene Ontology annotation, biological process: lipid droplet organization; phospholipid biosynthetic process; lipid storage. The record is from RefSeq and is a predicted model, not a curated record.